Messenger RNA from Adineta steineri, 1509 nucleotides. Lineage: Eukaryota; Metazoa; Rotifera; Eurotatoria; Adinetida; Adinetidae. The record is from the annotation of a GenBank genome assembly.
AUGACGAACAAGGUUGAAUCAAAAUUACGAGAUGAAAAAGAUGCAAAGAGAAAUUUAUGUAAACCACAAGAUAACGAAGAGUAUGAUUAUAUAACAAUACCACCUGAUGGAGGUUAUGGUUGGGUUGUUCUUAUAGCAUGUUUUAUGAUUAAUUUAAUUGUUGAUGGUUUUCUUUAUGCAUUUGGUGCAAUAUCAGAAACUCUUCGAAAACAUUUCGACUGUCACGAAUGGGAGGUUACGCUCGUUAGUUCUUUAGCUUGUGGUUUUUAUUUACUUAGCGCACCAAUAGCUUCUGCACUUUCUAAUAAAUAUGGUUGUCGUAAAAUUGGUAUUAUUGGAAGUGUUAUUGCAGCAUUAGCUGUUGCAGCAUCAACUCGAGCACCAAAUAUAUAUAUAAUGUGGUUAUUAUUUGGUUGUAUCGGUGGUAUUGGUAUGGGACUUGUUUAUUUACCGAGUAUUAUUAUGGUUGGAUAUUAUUUUGAAGAAAAACGUGCCAUUGCUACAGGUAUUGUUACAGCUGGUACAGGAAUUGGUUCAAUUAUAUUUGGACCAAUGUCGCGUAUAUUAUUCGACAUAUUUGGUUGGAAAACAGGUGUACUUAUUCUAUCUGCUAUUCUUCUUUGUUGUGUUAUUUGUUGUAUUUUUAUGCGUCCUUUACAACCAAUUCAAAAACGACGUGUUUUACCGUCGAGUGACUUUUUAUAUAAAGAAGAUGUACUUUAUCAAGGUGAUACGAAAGAUUUACCUGAAUAUACGUCUCAACCUGAUAUACCAACUUACAUUCAACAAACAACAAAAGUUCCUGAAACUGUAGAAAAAACAAAAAUGAAAGCAUUUUGGGAUAUAUUUCUUUCGAUGGCAGAUUUUAAUAUUUUAACUGAUAAGAAAAUGCUUAUUAUUUGUUUGGCAAAUGUUUGUUCAAUGAUUGGUUUUUAUUCACCUUAUUUAUUUAUUCCAAAACUAGCUGAAUUAGAGAGAUCGAUUCCUAAGGCCUCAGCUGUUUUUCUACUCUCAAUUAUUGGUUUCAGUAAUACAGCUGGUCGAUUUGCAUCUGGAUAUAUAACAAAAAUUCCUUAUAUGUCACCAUUACUUGUUAAUAACAUCGGCUUAAUUGUUGCUGGUAUUGCUACAUUACUUGUGCCAUUAUGUCAAACACAUAUACACCUUAUCUUUUAUUGUAUUAUUUGGGGUGGCUUUAUUGCAUUUCAUGUUUCAUUAAGUCUAAUAAUUGUAUGUCAAACUGUUGGCCUUGAACGUUAUAGUAAUGCGUUAGGUUUAACAUUAAUGUUUCGAGGUAUUACUGCAUUAUCUGCUCCACCUAUCAUGGGUGCUAUUCGUGAUGCUACAAACAGUUUUGAUAUAGCAUUUAUCAUUGGUGGUAUUAGUUUUAUAAUAAGUGCAUUGAUGUACUUUUAUCUUAUGUGGAUUAUUCGUCGAGAGGAAGAGCAAUUGAAUAGAACAAAGAAAAUUAAUAAUAUUCAAAGAACACCAGCUUCAUUAGAUAUAUAA